Messenger RNA from Psammomys obesus (fat sand rat), 632 nucleotides. RefSeq names its product vomeronasal secretory protein 1-like. Lineage: Eukaryota; Metazoa; Chordata; Mammalia; Rodentia; Muridae. The coding region runs from base 10 to 531 and encodes 173 amino acids. Gene Ontology annotation, molecular function: small molecule binding. The transcript has 7 exons. The record is from RefSeq and is a predicted model, not a curated record.
ACCCUUGAGAUGACGACGCUCUUCCUGACUGUCAGCUUCUGUCUUGUUGCUGCCCUGCAGGCCCAGGACGUCUCGCCCCUUACUUUGAAUAAUGAGAACUCUUCUGGGAAGUGGUUCGUGAAGGCCUUGGCGAUGAAAGAUGAGAUCCCGAUAGAGAAGGUCUCUCCCUUACUUGUCUUAAAGCUGAGCAACGGGGACAUGGAGCUCUCUCUCACACAUAUGAUCUAUGGCCAGUGUCUUGAAGUGACCACCAUCUUGAAGAAAACUGAUGUGCCGGGCCAGUACACUGCCUUUGAGGGGAAGAGCCAUGUGCAGGUGCAGCUGUCUUCUGUGAAGAACCACUGCAUGCUCUACUGUGACGGGGAGGUGGACGGAAUGAGCUUCACAGUGACCCAGCUCAUAGGGAGGGACCCGGAGGAAAACCUGGAGGCCUUGGAGGAAUUUAAGGAGUUCACACAGCAAAAGAGACUUGUACCAGAGAACCUGAUCAUACCUGAGCAGAUGGAAAAAUGUGAACCGGAGAAUGAUUAGGAGCAUGGUGAGCCAAGGCUACAAAGAAGCCAAGGCAGCAGCACCAGAAUGUCUGCCCUGUGGGACAUGGAAAGAGUGCCCUGCUAGCCCAGCCAUCUUCU